Beta vulgaris subsp. vulgaris (sugar beet) is the source of this 450-nucleotide messenger RNA. RefSeq lists its product as uncharacterized. The transcript has a single exon. The coding region runs from base 1 to 450 and encodes 149 amino acids. The record is from RefSeq and is a predicted model, not a curated record. Lineage: Eukaryota; Viridiplantae; Streptophyta; Magnoliopsida; Caryophyllales; Amaranthaceae.
AUGGCCGGUAGAAACGCUAGAGUUGAUGCUCAGCUGAGGAAUUUGGUCCGAGUGACUACGAAUUUAGCUAGAAGACGUCCUUCGAGGAAGAAGUAUGUUGAUUGGUUUAAGAGGGUUAGUGAUAGUAAACUGCCUUCUUAUGAUGGGAAGGGUGAUCCUGUUAAGCUUGAGAGUUGGUUUAGGGAUUUUGAGAAGCUAUUUGAUGAUAUCCAAUGUCCAGAUAAUAGGAAGGUAGCUAUAGCUGCAUAUUACCUCAAGGAGGAAGCCGACUUUUGGUGGUCGCAACAUAAGGAGACGUUAAUGGCGAGGACUGACUUUGAUUGGAAGGCUUUCGGAGUAGCUAUGAACGAGAGAUUUUAUCCCAAUUUCUUGAGGAGGCAAAAGGCCACUGAGUUUGAUGAGUUGAAGCAAGGUAACAUGACUGUGGAGCAGUACUAUGAGAAUUUGUAG